This is a messenger RNA of Zingiber officinale, 3015 nucleotides long. Its product is annotated as molybdenum cofactor sulfurase-like. The coding region runs from base 261 to 2765 and encodes 834 amino acids. The record is from RefSeq and is a predicted model, not a curated record. Gene Ontology annotation, molecular function: molybdenum ion binding; pyridoxal phosphate binding; molybdenum cofactor sulfurtransferase activity. Gene Ontology annotation, biological process: Mo-molybdopterin cofactor biosynthetic process. The transcript has 22 exons. NCBI's taxonomy places the organism in Eukaryota, Viridiplantae, Streptophyta, Magnoliopsida, Zingiberales, Zingiberaceae.
GGCCUUUUGGUAAUUCCGUAACUGAAUUCGCCGCUUCGUGUCCCAUUUUUCUCCUCUUCCGUUCGUACGAUUCCGAGACCUCCGGGGCCGUCGUGGUUCUUCUCGCUCUUCCCGUUCAUCGCCGAUCUCCCGCAGCCCAUUUAACAGGCCGCAGAGGUGACCCGGGCGAGGCCUCUCCUCCGACUCCGAGGCGUGUUAGGAAUCGCGAGGCGGUGCCGUAGAGGAGUCUAUCCGCGACCAAGGGUUGAUUCGUGGGAACCAUGGAGAGGGGGAAAGAGGCGUUCUCGGAACUGUUCGGCAAGGAUUACGGCUACCCGGAUGCUGUGAAUAGCAUCGACGACAUCAGAGCCUCAGAGUUCAAGCGUUUGGAAGGGCUUACUUACUUAGAUCACGCCGGAGCUACGUUGUACUCCGAAGCGCAGAUGGAAGCCGUCGUCAAGGACCUGACCACCAAUGUUUACGGGAACCCUCAUAGCCAGAGUGAUUCCAGCAUGGCAACUACAGGCAUCAUUAGUGCUGCACGACAAAAGGUCCUGGACUAUUUUAAUGCAUCACCAGAGAACUACAAAUGCAUAUUUACUUCUGGGGCUACAGCAGCUCUGAAACUAAUUGGGGAAUGCUUUCCCUGGUCUAGCGAAAGCUUUUACAUGUACACAAUGGAAAACCAUAAUAGUGUCCUUGGAAUCAGAGAAUAUGCUCUUGAUCAUGGAGCAACUGCUGUUGCUGUUGAUGUUGAGAAUAUCACAAAUUUACAGAAUGGAACUCACAAUUCGGGGUUUGUGUUCUCAGAACACACAGUUCAGAGAAGACCUGAAAGUUUAUCACUGAAACAUGGACAGAAUGGCGAACUUUCAGGAAGCACAUGCAACCUGUUUGCAUUCCCUUCAGAGUGCAAUUUCUCAGGUCAGAAAUUUUCUCUAGACUUGGUCAACUAUGUGAAGGAAGGUACUGGAGAACCUUUCAAAAGCUCACCAGAUCUGUGUGGUCGUUGGAUGGUCUUGAUAGAUGCUGCCAAAGGAUCUGCUACUGAACCACCUGAUUUGGCUAGAUUUCAUGCUGAUUUUGUUGUCUGCUCUUUCUAUAAGAUAUUUGGAUAUCCUACAGGGCUUGGAGCACUUAUCAUUCACUCUGAAGCAGCACGAAUUCUUACAAAAACGUACUUCAGUGGAGGCACUGUUUCUGCUUCCAUUGCUGAUGUUGAUUUCAUAAAGAGAAGGGAAAACAUUGAACAAGUUCUUGAAGACGGUACCUUGUCCUUUUUGGCUAUAGCCUCCAUCCAUCAUGGAUUCAUGAUAAUCAAUAGAUUGACUUCUACUGCUAUAUUUCGACAUACAACAUCUCUUGCCGCUUAUACUAGAGACGCCAUGAUGGGCCUAAAGCAUGCAAAUGGAGUGGGUGUUUGCAACAUCUAUGGAAAAUAUCUCUCAGACAAAGGUCCUACUAUUGCAUUCAAUUUGAGAAGAGCAGAUGGCUCCUGGGUUGGAUAUCGUGAGGUUGAAAAGUUGGCUUCUCUUUCAGGAAUUCAGUUGCGGACUGGCUGCUUUUGCAACCCAGGUGCUUGUGCCAAGUAUCUUGACUUGUCUCAUUUCGAUCUUAUCGCUAAUCUUGAGGCAGGACAUGUUUGCUGGGAUGACAAUGAUAUCUUGCAUGGAAAACCAACUGGAGCUGUCAGGAUAUCCUUUGGUUAUAUGUCAACAUACGAAGAUGCAGAAAUUUUCCUAAGAUUUUUAGACAAAGCUUUUGUGAGCAAGUCCGAUUCAUCUGCAGACAUAGUUGCAUUAAGAAUGGAGAGUGACCCACUUUCAGAUCUUGGUUCCAAGCAGCUUGUACAUGGAAUUCAGUUGAAGUCCAUCACAGUUUACCCUGUAAAAUCUUGUGCAGGAUUUACCGUCCAUAAAUGGCCUUUAAGCAACAUAGGUUUAAAAUAUGAUCGAGAAUGGCUUCUCAAAGGACCAACUGGAGAAAUAAUUACUCAGAAGAAGGCUCCUGAGAUGUGUAAUAUUCAGACAUUUAUUGAUUUGGAGAAAGGAGUACUCAUUUUAGAAUCACCACGUUGCAACGAAAGAUUGCAAGUCUCCAUUCUGAAAGAUUCACAGUGUGAUGGUGUGCUGGAAAUGAAUAUUUUUAAUCAAAGAUACAAGGUGCAGGCAUAUAAUAAUGAAGUGAAUAGAUGGUUUGCUGAAGCCAUUGCUUGGCCUUGUACUUUUGUGAGAUGUUCAAGUUCUGAGUACCGAUCUUGUAACAAUACUCGAGGCAGAGGAAAAACAUGCAGAGAUACAUGGGGGAAGUUGAACUUUGUAAAUGAAGCACAGCUAUUACUAGUGUCAGAGGAGAGUGUCUGUGACCUGAACAGCCGGUUAAACUCCACAGAUAUUUUGGUACAGAACGCUCAAUCUGCACAAACUGUGCCUAUCAACGCAAUGAGAUUUCGACCAAACCUUGUUAUUUCAGGAGCAGAACCAUAUGCAGAAGAUACCUGGAGAAGCCUUUAUAUCGGAAAAUCUCACUUCAGUUCUUUAGGGGGUUGCAGUCGUUGUCAGAUGAUUAAUAUUGACCAGCAGUCUGGACAGUUGCUCAGGUCAAAAGAACCUUUGGCAACUCUAGCAUCAUACAGACGGGUGCAGGGUAGGAUACUAUUUGGCAUCCUUCUAAGGUAUGAAGCCAAAGAUUGCGAUGGAGAACAAAAUAGUGGUGCAGAAACAUGGCUUCAGUCGGGGCAAGAGGUGUAUGCAUCCAACGAGCAAACGAUGGAAGAUACCUCUUAAGAUACUUACAGGUGUUGAACACUAAAUGUUGUUUGAUUAAUAGUAAAAUUUACUUGUAAAGGAGGAAAUUGCUGACAGGUCCAUGGAGUGAGUGGGCAACAAGAAAAAAAAGAUUUUAAAAAGUUCCAUCAAUACUAUACAGGUUCAAUAAAAUAUAUACUGAUUGCUUCCAAUUGUAGGAAGCAAUCUUGUAAACCUUGUAAAAACAUAAUUAUAGUCUUAAAGAAAUCUUGAGUCAUUGAUGAAAUCA